CUUCUCUUUUUCUGCUUGUUUGGCUCGAGCUUUUCGCUCUGCCACUAACAUGGUUGCUACCACCCUUGAAUCUAAAGAUACUCUAUCGACAAAACAUUGGAGCAGUAAGGCACAUGUGGAUGAGUUGAAGAGAAUAGGAUGCUUGGUGUUAUAUGAAGUUGAUGUAGAUGACAUGGACCAGCAUCCCACCCUUAUGUGCAUGAAAUUUGAUAUUAUCAUCUUCAACUUUCCUCAUGCAGGCCAUUACUCCUGGCUAUGCGAAAGAGACGAUGAGCUCAUACAAAAGCACAGGGAAUUGUUGAAAGCAUUCUUCGAAAGUGCCCGUGGGAUGAUCGGCGAAGGCGGGGAAAUUCAUGUUUCACACAGGGAUGACUACCCCUAUAAUCAAUGGAAGUUGAAGGAGCUUGCUGAGAAAGCCGGCCUGGUUUUGAAAGAGAAAGUGUGGUUCGAAAAGUCGGACUACCCUGGCUACCACAACAAGAGAGGUGGAGGCAUCCAGAGCAACAAAAAAUUUCCUCUCAAAGAAUGUUACACCUUCAAGUUUUCUCUGAAAUCUGAAUUCACUACUCAUGAAUUAAUGCCUUCUAGCAGCCAAACAACCAGCAUUCUUGAUGAUGAUAUAUCAUAUGCUUUAAAUGGUAUGCAUUUGAAGUAACAGCCAUAAAUGUAUG
This is a messenger RNA of Prunus dulcis (almond), 671 nucleotides long. RefSeq lists its product as uncharacterized. The record is from RefSeq and is a predicted model, not a curated record. Gene Ontology annotation, cellular component: cytoplasm. The transcript has 3 exons. The coding region runs from base 50 to 655 and encodes 201 amino acids. Lineage: Eukaryota; Viridiplantae; Streptophyta; Magnoliopsida; Rosales; Rosaceae. Gene Ontology annotation, molecular function: rRNA (uridine-N3-)-methyltransferase activity. Gene Ontology annotation, biological process: rRNA base methylation.